AGGCUGCCCCCGUUCAGUUCACCACAGUCCCACAAAUAUUUCCAGCAGCACAGCAAAGGAGGGUAACAGGAGGGGGCAUGAGGAAGCUGCUGCAAAUCAUGCUGUGGGCUACUCUCUUCUACAAAAAUACCAGUUUAAAUACACAUUGAUCUGCAGCUGUGGUGCCAUUUCACAGCUACCUAAUGUUUUAUUCAGAAGUGUCGACUUAAUUAGUUAUAUCUACGUAUGGAAUAACUACAGACUCUGUGAACUACCCUGGGACUCACCAUGGACGUGGUAUUUGACGCUCCUGGGAGUGGACUUUGCAUACUACUGCUUUCAUCGCAUAAGCCAUGAGGUUAAUAUACUAUGGGCAGCGCACCAAAUACAUCACAGUUCUGAAGAUUACAACUUAUUCACAGCCUUGAGACAAUCUGUACUGCAGAAAUACACCUCCUGGAUUUUCAACUUGCCCAUGGCUCUUUUUAUUCCACCUUCAGUGUUUGCUGUUCAUCUACAGUUUAAUCUACUUUACCAGUUUUGGAUACAUACAGAGGUUAUUACCAACCUUGGGCCUCUGGAGUGGAUUCUUAAUACCCCUAGUCAUCACAGAGUUCAUCAUGGCAGAAAUCCUUAUUGCAUUGACAAAAACUAUGGUGGCACACUCAUUAUCUGGGACAGGAUAUUUGGAACAUUUGAGGCAGAAGAUACAAAAGUUGUAUAUGGCUUAACACAUCCAGUAAAUUCGUUUGAUCCCAUCAUGCUCCAGUUACGUCCCUUAGCUCAUAUUUGGAACACGUUUUGGGCCACACCUGGAUUCUGCAAUAAACUUUCUGUCAUAUUCAAAGGGCCAGGCUGGGGACCAGGCAAACCUAGACUUGGCCUUCCUGAGGAAAUCCCAGUGAUCACUGGAAAAGAAGUUCCAUUCAAUCCAAGUGUACCAGCUUAUCUUAAUUGCUAUGCAGUCGUACAUUUUGCUGUAAUAGUGGACCUGUAUACUGAACUUCUUGGUACCGUGACUAUGUUAUCACAGGGAACUAUUCUCCUGAGAAUUUGUUUUAUCAUUCUGUCCCUGACCUCUUUUGGACUGCUUCUGGAGAACAGGCCCAAAGCAGGAGUUUUGGAAAUCAUCCGCUGCGUAGUCUUCAUAGUUGUGUACAAACUUGGCCACGUAAGGAGUCAGUUUUCUUCCUUGGGUGAUGCAUAUGAG
Messenger RNA from Tauraco erythrolophus (red-crested turaco), 1189 nucleotides. NCBI's taxonomy places the organism in Eukaryota, Metazoa, Chordata, Aves, Musophagiformes, Musophagidae. The record is from RefSeq and is a predicted model, not a curated record.